Aspergillus chevalieri is the source of this 1002-nucleotide messenger RNA. RefSeq names its product zinc-binding alcohol dehydrogenase family protein. Gene Ontology annotation, molecular function: oxidoreductase activity. Bases 1 to 1002 code for a protein of 333 amino acids. The transcript has a single exon. The record is from RefSeq and is a predicted model, not a curated record. Lineage: Eukaryota; Fungi; Ascomycota; Eurotiomycetes; Eurotiales; Aspergillaceae.
AUGUCUACCAUGAACGCCAUCGUCAUAUCCACCCCAGGCCCUCCCAACGUCCUCAAACUCCUCCAAAGACCAACCCCCCAACCCCGCGCAAACGAAGUCCUAAUCCGCAUCCGCGCCUUUGGCCUCAACCGCUCGGAAAUGUUCACCCGCCAGGGCCACUCCCCCGUCCAAUUUCCGCGCAUCCUGGGUAUCGAAGCCGUUGGCACCAUUGCAGCCACAGCCCCGGGUCUCGAAAGCCGGUUUCCGAAAGGAGCUUCUGUAGCUACGGCUAUGGGCGGGAUGGGGAGGGCCUUUGAUGGGGGGUAUGCGGAGUAUGCUUGUAUUCCAGCGAAGCAGGUGAGGGUUCUACCGAGGACGAGUCUGGGUUGGGAGGUGCUUGGCGCACUGCCAGAGAUGUUGCAGACGGCGUGGGGAUCGUUGAUGUGGGCGUUGGAAUUGAAGAAGGGGGAGAGGCUGUUGGUUCGGGGCGGGACAUCGAGUGUUGGACUUGCGGCGGCGGCGAUUGCGAAGGCUCAUGGGGCUAUUGUUGGGGCGACGACGAGGAAGAAGGAGAGAGAAAGUAUGCUCAGAGAGAACGGGGCCGAUGAGGUCUGGAUUGAUGACGGGGCGAUUGAAGAGCAGAUACGGCAGGCGUCGUCAACGUCUUCCUCGGCGGGGUUGUAUGAUAAGGUGCUCGAGCUGGUUGGAACUGUUACGCUGGCGGAUUCGUUGAAGUGUUCGAGGAAGGGAGGUACUGUCUGUAUGGCUGGGAUUGUGGGGAAUGAAUGGUCUUUGAAGGACAUGAGCCCGAUGGAAUUGAUUCCGUCUGAGACGAAGCUUACAGUUUAUGGGGGUGGGGAUGAGCAGUUUAUGAAGAUGCCUUUGGAUGAUUUGGUUAAACUGGUGGAAUUUGGGAAGCUGAAGGUUAAGAUCGGGCGUGUGUUUACAAUGGAGGAGAUUGUGGAGGCUCAUCGAUGCAUGGAGAAUGAUGAGGCACAGGGGAAGAUUGUAGUUAUUCCGUGA